Messenger RNA from Vigna radiata var. radiata (mung bean), 1510 nucleotides. Its product is annotated as ras-related protein RABH1e. The transcript has 7 exons. The coding region runs from base 382 to 1020 and encodes 212 amino acids. The record is from RefSeq and is a predicted model, not a curated record. Gene Ontology annotation, molecular function: GTP binding; GTPase activity. Lineage: Eukaryota; Viridiplantae; Streptophyta; Magnoliopsida; Fabales; Fabaceae.
UGUCACGGUCUUCAUAGUCGUCGAGGUUGGCGGUUCGCAACCCCCACACAUUCAUUCAUACAUAACGCAUUGCACUCCAAAUUAGGUUAAAUUUGGUAAUCCUUCAUUGGCUUUCUUUUCUUGGGAUCGAAGAGAAGAGAAUUUGGGAGAUUCAGAUCUGCUUGCGUCUCUGAGAGAGAAGAAAGAGAUUUUCGGAAAUGGCGACGGUGUCCCCUCUCGCCAAAUACAAGCUCGUUUUCUUGGGCGAUCAAUCCGUCGGGAAAACCAGCAUCAUCACCCGCUUCAUGUACGACAAAUUCGACACCACCUACCAGGAAAUAUAUUGGGUAUACAGUCCGUGGGUAUAUAUACCUUGUGAAAGAUAGGAAAAGAAAGAGAGAAAUGAAUGAUAUCGCGCGUAAUGCGACUACCCGAAGAGAAAAUGAGAGAAAUGAGAUGAAAGUACACUGCUGGUGGCAUGUGAAAGGUUGUCUUGUUUUUGCUUAUAUUGGUAUUUGGUUAUUUAAAUUUCAGGCAACCAUUGGUAUUGACUUUUUGUCAAAAACAAUGUACCUGGAAGAUAGAACUGUUCGCUUGCAGCUUUGGGAUACUGCCGGGCAAGAAAGAUUUAGAAGUCUCAUUCCAAGCUACAUAAGAGAUUCUUCUGUUGCAGUUAUAGUUUAUGAUGUUGCUAACAGGCAAUCAUUUCUGAACACUAACAAGUGGGUUGAGGAGGUUCGCACAGAACGUGGCAGUGAUGUUAUUAUUGUCUUGGUUGGAAACAAAACUGAUCUUGUUGAUAAAAGGCAAGUUUCAAUAGAAGAAGGAGAUGCAAAGUCCCGUGAGUUUGGAAUCAUGUUCAUAGAAACCAGUGCAAAAGCAGGCUUCAAUAUCAAGCCUUUGUUUCGUAAGAUUGCUGCUGCCCUGCCAGGGAUGGAAACUCUUUCUUCCACAAAGCAGGAAGACAUGGUCGAUGUAAAUUUAAAGCCCACAGUGAAUUCAUCCCAGACAGAGCAGCAAGGAGGAGGUUGCUCCUGCUAGAGAAGACUAUCUCAAAAGUGCCAAUAGUAAGUAGUUCACUGAAUAUGAUUCUGGGAUUGGCUGAUUAAAUGGUUAAUGAUGGUGCUGGAGGAAGCGUGCUUUCGUAGCAAUGAUCAUUCAAUUUUUGGGUGGGGGGACAAAUUACAGUAGUGGUUUUGAUGUACGAACGUUCUUUUUAUUUGUUAUACAAUUAGUCCCUUGAUGUUAGAAUACAGAUAAUAAACAAGCUCCCUCGAUCCGUCAUAGGUUUAUGGUUAUACUAUAGAAAUGCAUAGCUUAUGCCGAAGGCAAGACAAGACUUAUGUAACCCUCCAUCUGGCCCUUGUUCUUUUGGUGGCAUCGAUUGUCAUCCAAAGCAGAGUUGGUUGGUUUGUAGAGUCAAUUUGGAUCUUUUUAACUGAGACCCUACUGUUAGAAUUCCCUUGUUGAAAUUGUUGAACGAUCUAUCUAGGCUUAGAUAAGCAUAAAAGAAAAAUAUUAAUUCACGUAA